CAGUCCACGCACGGAUAUCCAGAGUUUUAUUCCGAAUGGAAAGAGGGAAGAGUGGAAGAGAAGAGCAGGCAAAAUAGGAGGAAAAACAGGAGGAAGGAAGAAGAGGAGAAAGUGAGCGGAAAACUAAGAAAGCACACACGAAUGGACAAGUGUUUCCCAACUGGAAAGAGAGAGGAGGAAAGUGUGUGAGAGUGUUUGAAAGCGAGAGGCACAAGGAGAGAGUGCGUGCACCUUCGCCACUCUCCACUUCUCCCACCACCAUCAUCUCCUUCAUGUCGCUCCCCGGCUCCCCUCCGCUCCUCUCACCGGGCUCCGGCGCCCCAACUCCCGUCGGGCUCUAUCGUUCAGCUCCGGAGGGGCUCCACACUUCCGCUGCCUCCACCGGCACCCACAGCCCGGCGCACACCAACUCCAACUCGCACUCCCACUCCCACUCGCUGUCCCCGUCCCCGCGGCUCACCAGCAGCAUGCUCAGCGCGUUUCUGCCCGGACCAGGAGGCGCGCUGGCCGGCUUGGGCAACGGCGGCGCCGCGCCUCUUGUGUCCGGUGGCGGUGCUACCGCCCUUGGUUCUCUCAGCGGGCUCGGCUCGCUAAGUGCAGCCGGCCUAACUCCCAGCUCCCCCAGCUUGGUUCAGACAUCGUCCGGCCCGGGUCUAUGUAGCGAGUGCAAGCUGGUGGAGGUGCACGGCGUCAAGGUGGCCAGCUUCAGCGUGGACGGCCAGGAGUUGAUCUGCCUGCCGCAGGUGUUCGACCUCUUCCUGAAGCACCUGGUGGGGGGACUGCACACAGUCUACACCAAGCUGAAGAGGCUGGACAUCACGCCGGUGGUGUGCACCGUGGAGCAGGUGCGCGUCCUGCGGGGGCUCGGUGCCAUCCAGCCCGGCGUCAACCGCUGCAAGCUCAUCUCCAGGAAGGACUUCGAGAUCCUGUACCAGGACUGCACGAGCGCCAGCUCUCGUCCGGGCCGUCCUCCCAAGCGUUGCUCCGGUGCAGGGAUCCAGGAAAGCCCCAGGCUGCUGCACCCGGGACUCCCCGGCCUGCUGUCCCCCAACCUGCUGUCCCACACCGGCCUGACAGCAGCAGCCAUGGCCGAACUCCAAAAGCUACAGAAGAUGAAGAUGAUGAUGAGUCUCCAGAAUGGCAACGAGUCUGACAAUGACGACCUGCACUCCAAUACAGGAGGGAGUGAGUGUUCCUGGGAUAAGGAGCGUCUGACCAGCCCCGCUGCUGGAGCCCACAGCGGAGGACCAGGAGGAGGAGGAGCACCAACAGUGGGAGGAGGAGCUGGAGGAGGAGGUGGCACAGCAGGAGGUCCUGGGAGGGGGCCUGCCUUAGGAGCUGUCAAUCAGCAGCAACUCCAGCAGCAGCAGCAGCAGCUACUGGCUAACAGGUUGGACUUGCCGUUCAUGAUGAUGCCCCACCCUCUGCUGCCCAUGGGGCUGCCGCCUGCAUCUGUUGCCAUGGCAAUGUCCCAGAUGAACCACCUCAGCACCAUUGCCAACAUGGCGGCCGCAGCUCAGCAGAUACACACUCAUGCACACCGCGCACCUGUCAUCAAGGAGAGAGUGUGUGACAGUCCUUCUCUGUCUCCGUCUGUUGAUGAACCCAACACCCCUCUGCAGUCGCAGCCCAGCAGCUCGGCCUCCAGCUCGCCUGAAAGACUGGGACUGGUGUCAGUUGAUGCUGAUGUUGCACUGACCAACUCUGCUGCACCCAUAAAGAAAAUAACAAAGGACAAAGAAGAGUCUUCGCUGGGUCAGACUCUGCCGCCUGGAUUUCCUGCUCCGUUCCUAUUUGCUGACGGCCUGUCGUCCGUGGAGACCCUGCUCACCAACAUACAGGGCCUGUUGAAGGUGGCUGUGGAGAACGCCCGGGCGCAGGACAAACAGAUCCAGGCAGAAAAGAGGGAGCUGAAGAUGGAGCUCUACAGAGAAAGAGAGAUGCGAGAGAGUCUGGAACGACAACUCAACUCUGAGCUUCAGAGCCGAGCCUCCAUCCAGAAGCGUCUGAAGAAGGAGAAGAAGGCAAAGAGGAAGCUGCAGGAGGCGCUGGAGUUUGAGUCGAAGAGAAGAGAGAGAGUGGAGGAUGCCCUGAAACACUCGUCCUCAUCCUCCCCCUCUCCCGAGCCGCUGCAUGCUGCCAACAACAACACCAAGAAUGACGCUGCUGUAGCCGAGGACAAACCCGAACUUAAUGGAAACCAGCAAGACAACGGCUCCGUACAAGAGUCCCGGUCGUUCCUAAAGACCCCCUUGAUGUUCUAGAGAGAGAGACUCCAGCUCCAGAAACCACACCACCCCCUCACCCCAAUCGCUCCUGCACAGAAGGACUCCAGCAGCCUGUUUCCACUGUGGUUCAGAUCAUCACAACGACAAUUUCUCCAGGCGGGAGUCUUUUUUUUUUUUUCUCCAAAUUGACAUUUUGACGUUGCUAGGAAUCAAUGAGACUACUAAGAGACAAACUCCGGUUUUUGACUUACUUUGGAGAUCUCUCUUCACAUUCUCUUUAUCCAUCUUUUUAGACAAAGUUUAUUCAUCCAUUCCUUUUUCUGCUAUUGCUCCAGAAUUUCUUAUCCUCCCCCAGUUUUUUGUAUUUUUUUCCUUAAACUGAACAAUAAAAAAAUCAUUCCUGAGAAAAGGCAACAAAAGGAGGCAUGAAAAGGCAGAUGGAUUGGACAGAUAUUACGGCCACUCCACUUAAACAGAGACUUUUUUAUGAAAUUAAUAUCGUAAAUCAAUUUGAUUGGACAAACUUUCACAAACGGUCCAAUGACGAUGUGAUGCUAUGAGAUAAAGACAAGUUUUGACCUCCCUUUAGAUGAGAUUGAAUCUUCACCUUGGACUUGUUGGCUGUUGACCCCUCCCCCACUGGACAUAAUCAGCCAAUCGAAGGAGCUCAGGACCUGAGGAAUAAAGGGUUGGAAAAAAAAUAAAAAAUUUGUGUAAAAAUAUUGGGAAGAGGUAAAAAAACAAAACAAAACAAACAAAACAAAGAAAAAAAAAUGAUGAAAACAACUUGUGAGGCUAUUCCUGUCUCUCGUGUUUCAUUGACUUUUGUUUUCUGUACAAGGACUGAAAAGAAUGCAUGGGAAAACUUUUUUUUUUUUUUUGUCACUUGACUUAUUUUAACUUUCAUACACUCUUUCCUCCCAACCCUUUCCCUUCUUACCCCCUUAUAAACUUCCCUUCUGUUUUCUUUAUCCUUUACACAGAACUCUUCAAAAUAUUAUCACUUUUUUGCAUGACUUUCCUCACUUGUCCCCCCCCCCCCCAUUUCUACACGUAUUCUUUCUCUUCAUUUUCUCAUUUUCUCUCUGUAAAGGAGGAAAAACUGAAAAUGUUGGAUGCAGCUUUUCAAUGUAUGAAGUAUUUUCUAUAACCCUUAAAUCCUGUGGAAUCAGCUUCUGAAAUGAUGCAAAAGUUUUAAAAAAUUCUUUUUUUUUUUAUUACAACAGAGUGAUUUUUAAAUGCAAUAUUAUCCUAAAGGUACGUUGAAUUCUCCUCCUUGAUGUUGGACCUUUUCACAUUUUGACCCACUCCCGAGUCCAGGAAGAAGUUCUUCAGUUUCUGGUGUUUGUCAAAAUUUAAAGCUGCAGAACAUUUUUACAAACUGUAUAAAAUAUUAACCUAAAAACUAAAUUCUACAGUUUUUUUCUUUGUUGGAUUUGCAAACAAUGAUUGUUUAAGGUGAACAAACGUACUGCAGGUGUAGAUAUCAAGCGCUAUUUCAAACACCAGAAAACUUUUAUUUCCUCCAUUUUCUGACCUUUAAGAGUGCAGACUGUUGUGUUGAAGUUUUGUUUUUAUCCACUGAGUGUUUUGUUUAUUUGUUGAUUACUAUUUGACAUGUGUACGGGGACAUUGAGG
Messenger RNA from Melanotaenia boesemani (Boeseman's rainbowfish), 3866 nucleotides. RefSeq names its product dachshund b (gene dachb). The coding region runs from base 273 to 2264 and encodes 663 amino acids. The record is from RefSeq and is a predicted model, not a curated record. NCBI's taxonomy places the organism in Eukaryota, Metazoa, Chordata, Actinopteri, Atheriniformes, Melanotaeniidae. The transcript is spliced from 12 exons.